This is a messenger RNA of Nestor notabilis (Kea), 2256 nucleotides long. RefSeq names its product thyroglobulin-like. Lineage: Eukaryota; Metazoa; Chordata; Aves; Psittaciformes; Psittacidae. Gene Ontology annotation, biological process: thyroid hormone generation. The transcript is spliced from 18 exons. The annotation marks the transcript as partial. The record is from RefSeq and is a predicted model, not a curated record.
AUGGAUCAGAUAUGUCAAGGUGUGACCUAUGAUGAAAAAGAGAAGCUGUUUUCCUUCACCCUGGGAGGACAAAUGUUCAGUGGAACUUCUAAGUUGGUAGAAGAGGCAGAAAGAAAUUUUACAACCUUUCAGGAAGUUUACCUGUGGAAAGGCUCUGAUAUGCUCACCCGGACUAAAACCUCUGCAUGCAAUGCUACUGCUUUGAAGACAGACAACAAUCUGGUGUUAUCAGAUUCCACAAAGGAUCUUUUCUACCGAAUGGACAACAGCUGGAUACAAAGCAGCCAGAACUAUUCUCUCCCGUACCAGCAGUACUGGGUCUUCAGGCAGAAGUACUCAGCAGAGGAAGCUGUGCUUUGGUGUCUCACACGGUGUACACAAGAGGAUGAGUUUUGUCGAAUGGCAGAUCUUCAAAACACUGCAGACACAUACGUUGUGUGUACCCUCUAUCCAGAGGCACAGAUUUGUGAUGGCAGCAUCGAUCAAAUGCCAGAAAACUGUCAAACACUGCUACCCUGGCAACCACAGACGUUGUAUCGUAAAAUAGUCACUCUAAAAAGUUCUGUGAAGAGCUUCUACACACGUGUACCAUUCCAGAAAGUAAUGGGUAUCUCAGUGAGGAAUAAGACUGACAUGAGCAGAAAAGCUGUUUCAGAUGGCUUCUUUGAUUGUGAGCGUUGGUGUGAUGCUGACCCCUGUUGCACAGGAUUUGGCUUUUUUAAUGACUCCCAGCUAUCAGGUGGAAGGAUUAUGUGCCUGACCCUGAACAGCGUAGGAAUCCAGACGUGUGCUGAGGAGGCAAGAAGUGCUUGGCAAGUUUCAAAUUGUAGUUCACCAAAUGCUGAAGUCAGAAUACACCCGUUUGGCUGGUAUCAAAAGCCUGCUGAUUUGAAGAACACCAUGGCUAACCUGUGUCCGCCUGUUAGUUUACCUCCGGGGUCAGAAAGUGAGUAUUUGGAUAGAUGGCAACCCUUAAGUGCGUCCUCUGUUCUCAUGGAUUCAUCCAUCUCAGACUUUGAAGUUGUGCAAGUUAGUAGAGAUAUAUCCAAUUACUUCUCCACUGCCAGAGACUAUUGCCUAUCCGCUUGUUCAAACGACCAGUCAUGUAUGGUGGUUACACUGGAAAUCCAGCCUUCAGCAGUCAGAUGCCUUUUCUACCCUGAUACACAGAUAUGCACACAUGGUCUUCAAGGGCACAGCUGUCGGGUUUUACUCAAAGAGGCAGCUACAUACAUCUAUAGGAGACGAGGUAAGUGCAGGUUGAGUGUCGAAGCAGGUAUACCAUCUGUGUACAUCCCAUCCCAUGGAGAUCUGAUGGGCAAAUCCGAGGUGAUCCGUGUUGGCUCAGAGUGGAAAAACAUUAGCCAGUUCCUGGGAAUCCCAUAUGCUGCACCUCCCCUUGCAGAAAGGCGCUUCAGUCCUCCAGAGCCAUUUGCUUGGGUGGAAACCUGGAAUGCUACCGUGGCUCGGGCAGCUUGUUGGCAGCCAGGAGACGGAGAGGCCCCAUCAUACUCUGUCAGUGAAGACUGCCUAUAUCUAAACGUCUUUGUUCCUGCCACCACUGUCAAAAACUUGUCAGUGUUGCUGUUCUUCCACAACGGAGGGAGUUACAGUGCUGAGGCAGGAAAGACAACCAUAGAUGGAUCAUAUCUAGCUGCCAUCAGUAACAUCAUUAUCGUGAUGGCAAACUACCGGGUCGGCGUUUUUGGCUUCCUGAGUACUGGUUCCCCUGAGGCGAGUGGAAACGCUGGCCUUUUGGAUCAGUUAGCAGCUUUGAAGUGGGUGCAGCAGAACAUCGCGAGCUUUGGGGGAGACCCAAGCCGGGUUUCUGUAGGAGCUGACCGUGGCGGAGCCGAUGUUACCAGCAUCCACCUGCUCACAGAGACAGCCGAAAAGGACCUCUUCAGAAGGGUGGUGUUGAUGGGAGGUUCAGCUUUUUCUCCAGCGUCUGUUAUUACUAAGAGCAGGGCACAGACCCAAGCAGCAGUCCUGGCUGAAGAUGUGGGAUGCCCUUCAUCCACCAGUGAGGAAAUUGUAGCCUGCCUCCGCCAGUUGCCUGCUCGUGCCCUCAAUGAUGCACAGACUAAGCUCCUAGCUAUAAGCGGUCCAUUCCAGUACUGGGGUCCAGUGGUGGAUGGAAUUUACCUUCAGGAACCUGUAGCUAAAGCCCUGCAGCGUCCUCAGCUUCGGAAAGUAGAUCUGCUCAUUGGAAGUGCUCAGCAAGAUGGGUUGAUCAGCAGAGCUAAGGCCAUUAAG